AUGGUAACAAAACAAUGGUUGAACGUCAUCCGAGAUCGAUCCGAGCUUUCAAUGAUGGCGAAUAAUCAUUUGGUCAAUCAAGUAAAUAAUGAAUUUUUGGAUUGUUUUGUAUCAAUAACAUUUGCACGCAAUAUUUUAAAUGACAAUUGGUUUAACAUGUUAGGACGUAUGACUCAAUUGACCACUUUGGAAAUUGGAAAUAAUCUAAUUGAUGACAAUAUGGUUAAAUUAAUUAGUGAAAUGAAACAGUUGACAGGCCUUGAUUUGGAAAUCAAUCAAAUCUUCAAUGAAGGAGCCAAAUCCAUCAGUGAAUUAAGAAAUUUGACCUACCUUAACAUUGGUAAUAAUCCCAUCAAUGAUGAAGGUAUAGAAUCAAUUAGUCAAUUAGACAAUCUUACUGAUCUAACAGUUAGCAGCUUGCGAAUUACAUCAAAAUCUGCAAAAUUUAUUUCAAAAUUGAAUAAUUUAACACUCCUAAAUAUUGCUUACAAUAAUAUUGGAGAUGAAGGAGCCAAAUUUAUAAGUGAAAUCAAAUCAUUGAAAAUUCUGGAUAUUUCGUUAAAUGGAAUUAGUCCUAUUGGCGCCAAGUCAAUUAGUGAAUUGGAUCAAUUGACUGUACUUUACAUUAGUCAAAAUUUUAGUAUUGGUGAUGAAGGAGCAAGGAUGAUUAGUGAAAUGAAACAAUUGAAUGAACUUUAUAUCCAAGAUUGUUUCAUUGGUAAUGCUGGUGCCAUCUCAAUCAGUAGAAUGGAUAAAUUAACACACCUAGAUAUUUCAGAAAAUGAAAUUCAGAUUGAAGGGGAGUCAGUCAUUCGUGAUAUGAAACACUUGUCUUAUCUUUCAAUUGAAGGUCAAUGUUUAUAUGGUUGA
Molecule: messenger RNA, 870 nt
Organism: Naegleria gruberi
Lineage: Eukaryota; Heterolobosea; Eutetramitea; Acrasida; Naegleriidae
Exons: 1
Coding region: 1-870 (289 amino acids)
Molecular function (GO): protein binding
Source: RefSeq, a predicted model, not a curated record